Molecule: messenger RNA, 1259 nt
Organism: Pieris napi
Lineage: Eukaryota; Metazoa; Arthropoda; Insecta; Lepidoptera; Pieridae
Exons: 4
Coding region: 289-1239 (316 amino acids)
Source: RefSeq, a predicted model, not a curated record
CCGACUGCCGAGUGCCGAGUGGUCUGUUAAGUGUUUACGAAAAAAAACUAAUGAUAGAUAAUAUAAAUUUAAUAUUAUUAAUGAAAAUUCUGCAUUUGGUGAACACCUAGUCUUAAUUUUUCCUAAUGUAUGUUACUAAAUAUAAUAAUAUUACUCUACAUAUUAUUAUCUAUGUAUUAUGCUCAAAACAGGUGUAAAACUAAAUAUUCAUAUUUGUAAGGCGUAUUUUAACUUGGUAAAUUACUGUGAUAAGGAAUAGGAGCAAAGAGAUCAGUUUCAAUAUUGAUCAUGUCUUCCUGCAGAAGAAACGAUUCUGAGAGUUCGGAAGUGGACAGCUGCCACGGCAAUGACACAGGAUCCAAAGGAAUAAAAAAAAAUCCAAGGGAACGGUUUCGUGUAGGAGUGUGUCUGCUUCGGAUAUAUAGCGAGAACGAUCCUCGAGCGCACUGCUAUGUAUCGGUGGAUCCGUAUCGCCGUGUCCGUUGGCUCGAACAACGGCUUCGUGACUUACUAGCCCUGACUGAAUCCUUCGUGCUUCGCUCCCGUGGACAUUUACUACCCAGCGCCGAGCGGCUCACUAUCCUUUGUCCUGAUGACCCCGUGGAAGUUUUUCCGAUUAACACAGAUGUAACAAAAAAUGUAAAACCUGGCAAUAAUUCUUAUGUGGCAUGUGAAGCUCACAAGUCUUCCAUUGAUGCAAUUGACGGAGGGAAAUCAGAAAAUGGGGCCGGAUUUGAAUAUUCCUCUUUACAACAUGACGGAAGGAAAUCAAAAAAUGGGGCUGGAUUAGAGUAUUCCUCUUUACAACAUGACGGAGGGAAAUCAGAAAAUGGGGCUGGAUUAGAGUAUUCCUCUUUACAACAUGACGGAGGGAAAUCAGAAAAUGGGGCUGGAUUAGAGUAUUCCUCUUUACAACAUACCAGAGCACAGCCUGAAGAAAAGAGAGAGUCCAUUCAAGAGAACGAAAAUGAAACAGAUCUUGAAUCUUAUAAAGAAAGAGCACUAGCAAUUUUAGAUAAUACAUUGUCUCAAAGGACUCAAAGUGAUGAACAGGAUAACAUUUGGAUUAUGGAGGAUUAUUCAAAUGCCAACAACCAGCGUACAAAGCGAAAACGGGUACGUCGCAGACGAAAAAAUAACUGUUCUUCAGAAAGUAAUGGUAAUGCUUGGGAAAAUACUUCUACUUCUGGGCGCGCACCCCGUCUGGUACGCGCAUUACCUAAUGGACUUACCAUAUAAUAAAUUGUUUUAUAGCCAUA